Molecule: messenger RNA, 1485 nt
Organism: Sclerotinia sclerotiorum 1980 UF-70
Lineage: Eukaryota; Fungi; Ascomycota; Leotiomycetes; Helotiales; Sclerotiniaceae
Exons: 3
Coding region: 1-1485 (494 amino acids)
Source: RefSeq, a predicted model, not a curated record
AUGAAGCCUUUUCGCCUUUCAAAGUUUAUGACCAUUCAACCAUCAGAUGAGAGAAAGCUUUUAAAAGAUUUAGAGGCGAUCAACGCUACCUUGGAGGAUUCCAGGAAAUCCCGGGUGAAACAUCAAAAGGUUAAGACGGGAUGCUACACAUGCAAGAAACAAAGCCUUCUUGCAAACGGUGCAAGCGAAUCCGAGGCGUUCGUCGGGCAAGCUCUGGUUGCCCUUGGAGCCUUUAGUAAAGGGCGCACAACAAAUGGUAUAGAGGCAUCUUUACACCGUCAACAUGGCCUUGACCAGUACGGUAAAGCUCUCGUCGGAAUGAGACAAGCUCUAAAUGGAAGCCGUUACAAUGCUCGUAAAGCACUCAUUGCUUGUCUACUGGUAUAUUCGAUCGAAAGUAUACAGGGUCAUCUUUCCACAGCCGCUUCUCAUGCUGCCAGUGGAGAGAAUCUCCUUCAUGAAAUUAUGCUAGACCGAAAAACCAGGAAUCAUCAUCCUUUCAGCUGCCAGCAAGAUAGUACAAUCGACGAUGACCUCUGCAGGGCCUUCUCAGAUCUUGACCUUCAGGCCCUCUGCGUGAUUGAUCGUCGAUCAUCACAGCUGCAUAAGCGACGAACUCGUGAUUUAGAUCAUUUGCUGCUAUCGAUGCCUUCAUCAUUUUCGAACAUCAAAGAAUGCCACGAUUGGUGGCAGAUUAUUUUGCGAAGAAAUUUUCACUGGAUAGCAACGGCACGAAAAACUAUACUUGAGGAAAGGUCGAAGGAUGGCGAAAGCCCGAUAGUCGAUUUGCCGGAUGAUGAAGGGCUAGAUCUGAGAGAUGAGAACUGCUCAUGGACUUCUGUUGCAGUUAUACCCAGUACUAACCCGACCCUGAGAAAGGACUGUGCGACAUAUCUUGAUGACAUUGCGCGCUGGGAAAGUAUUGCAGCACCGUUGAUAGGCAAAGGAUUACGCGCUCCCGAGGAUUCCCGUGAAUUUUUGGCAGCAUGCCUUGCGAAAAUACAGGUGGCUAUGAUGAUGAUACAAGUAUCAAGUGUGUUCAUUGUCAAUGCCAUUGAAUGGGAUGCAUACUUUCCGGAGUUUAAUACAAUCAUGACAUAUGUGAUGAAACUCCGGCAGCGUAUAGUUCAAGGAGAGGGGAAGUACCAUUUUGACUUUGGGAUAAUACUUCCGAUGUUUAUGGUUGGAUCUCAUUGUCGGAAUAGACUACUAAGGAGUCAAGCGAUUGAUAUUCUCAAGGAAGCGAAAGGAUACCGAGAAGGCAUCUGGGAUUCAGAUGCCUGCUCACGAGUAACCGGCUUCGCGAGAGAUGUAGAAGAGGAAUGGGCUGAUGAGAAUGGAUGGGUUCCUGGAGAGAGACGAUUUACUAUAACAGGGACAAAAGUCAUAAUUGAUAAGGAAAAAUCAUUGCACAUAAGUGGAUAUCAAAAGAAUGGGACGUUGGAAGGGCAAGGAGAUUUCAAAGAGGUAUAUAUAACGUGGUAA